Molecule: messenger RNA, 2126 nt
Organism: Dendronephthya gigantea
Lineage: Eukaryota; Metazoa; Cnidaria; Anthozoa; Malacalcyonacea; Nephtheidae
Product: steryl-sulfatase-like
Exons: 3
Coding region: 45-1769 (574 amino acids)
Molecular function (GO): arylsulfatase activity
Source: RefSeq, a predicted model, not a curated record
AUUACUUGAAACCGUCUGGCAGCAUUUGUAUUUAAUGGUCCAGUAUGAUUCAAAAUCAUACGUUUCGAAUUCUUUCUUUAUUGCUUUUACUGAGCCAUGGUUUGGUGUCAGCAGGGCUUACUCCGGAUGCCGUGAGGCCGAAUUUCGUGGUAUUUUUGGUAGAUGAUUUGGGUAUUGGUGAUAUUGGUUGUUUUGGUAAUGACACAAUUAAAACACCGAACAUUGAUAAUCUCGCAUCACACGGGGCGAAAUUGAAUCAUAAUUUGGCGCCGGAGUCGAUGUGUACACCAAGCCGUGCAGCAACGCUGACUGGUCGCUAUGCAGUUCGUUCAGGAAUGGGUUCAGGGCCAGGAGAAACCAGAGUAUUCUUGAACAUAGCAACGUCCGGAGGGUUGCAAAAUAACGAAACAACGAUCGCCGAAGUUUUGCAGGAAUCUGGUUAUAAAACAGGUAUGAUUGGUAAAUGGCACCUGGGAUUGAACUGUAUGGACGACAAAGAUGGCUGCCAUCACCCAAUGAACAAUGGAUUUGAUGAAUUUUACGGAUUACCUUUGACAAAUAUCCGUGCUGCUUGUGGUUCAAAAGAAGACGGUUCUAGGUUAACAGAUUACAUAAAGAAACUUGUAAAACCGCUUAUGAUAGCCAAUGUAAUAUUUUGGAUAGCUUUAAUGUGGAUUGGGUUUCUUUCCAGAAAAAUGGCGUUUCUGCUAUUCAUUUUUUCAUUCUUGAUUCUAUCCCUUCCAGUUCUAUUUGGCAACUUAAUUUUUACCCAGUUUAUUUGUGUACUAAUGCGAGGAUUCGAGGUUGUCGAACAGCCACUUAUUUUGGAAAACCUAACACUCAGGUUCACAGACGAAGCGAAACGGUUCAUUACCACGAACAAAGCCAAACCAUUUUUUCUUUUUAUGUCCUACGCCAAAGUCCACACGUCGCUAUUCACAUCCCCACGGUUCAAAGGCCACAGUGUUCAUGGUCGCUAUGGUGACAAUGUCGAAGAAAUGGAUUGGAGUGUAGGAGAGAUCAUUUCAAGUCUUAAAAAGGAAAAUGUGUUGGAUAAUACAUUUGUGUAUUUCACAUCGGAUCAUGGACCUUUUCUCGAAGAGAAUGUUGAUACUGGAGAAUAUUGUGGUGGGUCGAAGGGACGUUACAGAGGAGGAAAAGGCCAAAGUUGGGAAGGAGGUAUCCGCGUACCCACGCUCGCCAUGUGGAAAGAUCACAUACCUGAAGGAAUCACAAUCAACGAACCAACAAACACAAUGGAUAUCUUCACAACCAUGAUUCAGAUUGCUGGUAGCAACAUUCCUACCGACAGAAUCAUUGACAGCAAAAACAUCCUUCCUUUGUUAAAGCAAGAAGAACUGGUAUCACCCCACCAAUUUAUGUAUCACUAUUGUGGUACUGCCGUUCAUGCGGUGAGAUAUAGGCCACAGACGGGAGAUGUGACUUGGAAGGCACACUUCAUUACACCAAACUGGGAUCCGGGUACGGAAGGUUGCCAAUCAACAUUCGUGACAUGUCUAUGUUUUGGUGAGCAUGUAACCCACCAUAAUCCUCCACUGCUUUAUGAUAUUACUAAUGACCCUUACGAGACACAGCCGCUCGACACUGCGCAAUAUCAAGACGUCGUCACAACGAUCAAGGAAGCGAUGGAAAAGCACAUGCAGGGAGUUAAGGUAGUUCCAAGGCAGUUGGGUUUCCCGAAUGCAUGGUGGAGCCCACGUCGUCAACCUUGUUGUAAUUUUCCGUACUGUUCAUGUGUUGAAUCUUGAUUGAUCUUCAGCAGAAAAGUCCUUAAUGAUUAUAACUGUGAUUAGUACUCUAGAUGCAGACAUGCAUAAUGAUUAUUCUUUUUCUAAUUUAAUACGUUUUCUUCAUGUGUUGAAUCUUGACUCAUCUUUAGCAGAAAUAUUGAAGUCCUUGGUGAUUAUAACUGUGAUUAGUACUCUAGAUGCAGACAUGCAUAAUGAUUAUUCUUUUUCUAAUUUAAUACGUUUUGUUCAUGUGUUGAAUCUUGAUUCAUCUUUAGCAGAAAUAUUGAAGUCCUUGGUGAUUAUAAUCAGUGGCGUAGCCAGCCUGACGAUUUAGUCAUGCUAUGCAAAUUUUUCAUUAUUAUCAUUAUUCAUUUC